Molecule: messenger RNA, 2515 nt
Organism: Prorocentrum cordatum
Lineage: Eukaryota; Dinophyceae; Prorocentrales; Prorocentraceae
Source: the annotation of a GenBank genome assembly
CUCCUUGUAUGUCCGCUUCCGUUUGGUCUCAAGAACACUUGACGUAGAUUGUACCUAUCCUUUGGUUUCACAUUCGUAAUUGUUGCCUUGGGGUCGUUUGUUUCGACGAUGGCGCGGUGUGUCGUGAUCGCCAGCCUGAUCGGGGCCUCAGGCGCCGCUGGCUUUGCUUCUGCGGGCGAUCUCCAGCUGAUGCAGAUUUCGAAGACUGCUCAGACGAUGUCGAGGGACGAAAGAGGGAGGGAGUUCUACACUCACGCCAACGUGCGCGUCUACCCGUCGGCGGCCGAUCCUCCUCGACGUGACCAGGCGCCGAUUCGUAAAUGGAUUUUCGCGCUGAACAGCAGUGCUACGGAUCAGGUUUUGGAAACAUUCAUCGCGGAGCCGGAGUUCCAGGGCAGUGGGAGGCAUACCCAACCAGAUAUGGGCGCGCUGGCAUUCGCGUUUGGGGAUUUGACAGAAGACGGUCUUCAGGCAGUGCUGGAAAGGAACUCUGAGUCCGUGAAGUAUGCCGAGGAGGACGAGCUUCACAAUUAUAUCUUUGACGCUGCUGACGAGGAGGUCGGGGUUUAUGAUGAAGACAUCGUGAUGGGAGGUGUGGCGUCUGCGUCCGCGACAUGCAAUCAUCCAUGGGGAAUCUCCGCCAUCAAUGCCGACGUGGGCCGCCCCCGGGGCAGUGGGGUGAGCAUAUUUUCUCUCGACACGGGCGUUCGCUCAACCCACGCAGAUUUCGAAGGCCGGGCUGUCCGUUACUUGGAUCUAACCAACCCUGAAAAUACAUUGACUGUAUGCGAUGGAACCGACACAACAUGUGCCAAUGACCUCAACGGGCACGGCACCCAUGUCGCGGGCACUUCCAUAGGCCAUUGUUAUGGUGUCGCGAGCGCCGCAACCCUUUACGCGGCGAAGGUCCUCAAGGACGACGGCACUGGCUAUUUGUCGUGGAUCGUCGACGCUAUCGAGUACAUUGAAACUAAUGUUCCCAUGCCAUUCGUGAUUAGCGUGAGUAUUGAGGGCCCUGGCACGCACCAAUCGGUAGAGGACGCGAUGGACCAGGUGGUGAACAGUGGCGCAACGGUGGUGGUGGCUGCAGGGAACUCUAACACCGACGCAUGCACUGUCACCCCGGCGUUCGUCCCUUCGGCAAUUACAGUGGCAUCAUACGAUCAGUCGAAUGCCAAGUCGAGCUUCAGCAACUACGGCUCCUGCAUCGAUGUCUGGGCUCCGGGCAGCUCUGUCAAAUCGACGUCUCAUUCAGGCGACACUGCGACGAGUACGAAGAGUGGUACGUCGAUGGCCACUCCACACGUCGCUGGGCUCGUGGCCAUCAUGUACGAGGACCCAGGGACAACCGCGCUCACCGCCGACCAGAAGAAGACGCUGCUGCUGCAGGGGAGUGCUACCAACACGAUCACCGGCAUCCCGACGGCUUAUGGCGGGACUGCUAACGUGGUGGCUCAGGCACCCUCAGUGACACCAGCGCCGACACCAGCGCCCGUCUCUGGCGUUGGCGACCCCCAUCUCACCAACAUGUAUGGCGAGCACUUCGACCUUUACCGCAGUGGCGUGAACGUCCUCCUGCAGAUCCCGCGCUGGACCGGUGCAGAGCAGACGCUGCUGCGCCUGGAGGCCGACGCCAGGCGCAUAGGAGGCGCGUGCUCUGACGUGUAUCGAAGAGGUCGUGAAAAUAUCUGGGCACUGGACUAAUCAGACUGCCCCGCUUGAGUUCUUCGCAUCGUCCGACGACAAGCCCAACCACAUGAAAUGGACGCAGUUUGGCAAGGUCGAGUUGAGGGUGGUGAACGGUACGACUCGCCAGGGUACCAAGUACCUCAACGUCUUCGCUAAGAACCUUGGCAAUGCUGGGUAUGCAGUCGGAGGUCUCCUCGGCGGCGACUCAAAUACCGAGGCCGCGACUCCGGACCAGAAGUGCACCAACACCUUGUCUCUUUCGACAGCGCUAGCACAUCAUUAGAGUGAUGUCGCGUCACUCUAGUAUUUUGCUCAAGGAUCUGCCCCCCACUCUUGUUCCCCCCCAUCUGGCAGUCUGGCUUUGCACGCCGCCAGAUUCUAUAUGUUUGAUCUUUUGUGGUGGUGUGUGUAGGUGUGUGUGUGUGUGUGUGUGUGUGCCCCGCCGACCGAUCGACAGGGCAGCACGGCAGCACGGCGCGCAUUCGCCAGGCCCAUUAUAGAGAGCUACUGCGGACUUUUGGCACCACCAGAGCGUGUGCGUGCGCACUCCAGGGGCAGCGCGCGCGCCGAAAAAUCUCACAGUUUCUUCUCAGUGGCGGGCGCUUUCUUCCCGUGCCGCUUUGGAAGCAAUACUCGCAAAUGUGGUCGGGCUAUACGACAUGGUCGGACGCGCGCCUCUGAGGAGGACACAUGGUACUGGUAUGUCCUCCUGCGUCCCAUCGGCGGGGUGGGCGCACCUGCCCUUCCGCACCGCCCGCCAGAUCAAUACAGCCAAGAUCCAUAGCAAGGACUCGCUGGCGCCUCAGGGCUGCCCCUGCAUCCCUGC